This is a messenger RNA of Paramuricea clavata, 4567 nucleotides long. The record is from the annotation of a GenBank genome assembly. NCBI's taxonomy places the organism in Eukaryota, Metazoa, Cnidaria, Anthozoa, Malacalcyonacea, Plexauridae.
AUGGAGAAGGAUGUACGGGAAAUCGUAAAUAAGAAAGUUGUUGUGAAACGUUACGGUAAAACCGAUUGGAAAAAACUACAUCCUGCCAUUAAGGAUGUACUUAUUGACUUACGACUUCGUGGAGAUUACACGCUAAAAGCACGUGAGAUAAUACAACUGGCAGUCGCUAAUGAUGACUUGAAAACAUUGACCGACCAUAUGCAAGACUGUCGGAAUUGGAGAAACGUUCCAAACCUUAGGUGUAGGAGACGUUUUGAAUUUCUACUAAACUUUAAAGUGGAUCGCGGGCAGUUAACGUUCGACGCAGAAGGAGAAGAAGGAGGAAGGUUGCACAGCCGAAAGCUUCGUGUUCCGACUGCCAAGUCUGGUUUAACCUUAGGACGGGGAUACGACAUGAAAGAUAAAACUAAAGAACAAAUUGAAGAAGAUCUGAGCGAAAAGCAGGGAUUUGCAAGGAAAACGCAAAACUGCUCUCCUGUGCCGCGGAACUUCAGGGCGAAGCUGCUAGAAAGUUUAUGAAGGUAACCGAGGAAAUAUAUAUUCCCUAGUUGUAGUAAGAUUAUAUUUUUAUGUGCAUGGUAUAUGUUGUGUGGAGGUAAUAUAUUUUCUAUCAAGCUAGGUAUAACAUUUUUAUGUAAGUAGUACGUACUAUUUUAAACACGCAUAGGAGUGUUUUAUCAUAUUUAAAACGUGAGUGCGCAACAAGAGAAUCUUAGGCCUGUUUUAUACUAUACGUCGAAUUUUGGUCGCGUGGAAUGCAAUUAAGACAACAGAUAAUGAGAUCAGUGGCGUAGCGCUCAUUGGUUAGGGUUAGUUCAAAAACUAAGGCCCCCCGACAGUUGGGGGCCCCCAUCAGCCACGGCUUAUCGCCCAGAAAAUUAGAAAACGUAAAAAUGCAGGUGAAGAAUCAAUUGGAAAAUGCAAAAUUAAUAAUGGUAAAUAAUAAACCUCCAUCGACAACGGUAGCCGAUUUUUUUACUCCAUCUCAAAUAAAACAAAAGUUUAUUCUUAUUAGUUGUUACAUGGGUUGGAGACUGUUGUUGUUGUUGUUAUAGACACGGAAUUUUCCAGAACAUUCUAUGAAUAUUCAAUAUAAAAUAUAAUAUCUCAGUCAAACAAUGACAACAAUCAUCAGGGGCCUCCACACUAAAUAUGCCUAAGGGCCCCCUCUUCCUCCCCGUUACGCCACUGAAUGAGAUGAUAAACCUCAUUAAGCUUCAUUAUCUAUUGCUUGAAUUGCAUUCGACGCGACCAAAUUCGACGUAUAAAACAGGCCUUAUAGAUGAUAAAACACGACUACAAGUGUUUCGAACAGCUUCAAACACGACUAUACAGUAUAGAUGUUGUCUCAUUAGUAUUCUUUAUAUAAAUAAUAGUAAUUAGGAUGGACUUUUAUAUAAAGAAUACUGAUGAAGAUGAGUUUUAUCAGGUAUAAAGCCUCACGUGACGUAUUAUGAUUGACACAAUUUGCCAAUGAACUUAUGAAUAUUAAUGAUGUUUGAAAUAUUAUUUAUUGUGUCAAAGUAAAAUCUUUUGUACCUGAUUAAGGUUCGAAGUCAUUCUCGUACCCAGAGCCCUUCUUACGCGCGGUCAACGGAGCACGACGAGGGGCUCUGGCCAAAUCAUAACCGGAUACCACAAAAACAUGGUAUCCGGUUUAACACUGCGCAUGCUCAACGUCAAACGCGGAUAAAUACUUCGGUUUUCUUGUUUGUUUCGUUUUGAAAGUUUUACUCCAGGAAAACCCCACAAAAUCGGUAGGUUUCGCUAAUUUUAUUUAUUUAAAUCAAUUAGUAGGUAAGACGUGAUGUUCUCAAUGCAUGUUGAUAAAAUUUAGUAUAUAUUUCCCUCUUUAACGUUGUCAAAGCAGUAAUGGAUACGGAUAUUCGAUUUUAAGUCGCUGUUGUACAGAUUUUUAGACUUUUUUUGUGUUUUAUUAAAAGUCAACAGUCAUACAUAAGACAUACUAUACUGCAAAUCCUUUGAAAAUUGUAAAAAAUCGGUUUCUAGGAAGAAAAUAGUCAUCACAAUUAACUUCAUAUUCUGGCUGGCUUUAAUAUUUUCUCUUCAGAUGGCACUUCAGCUUUGAACAUGUAUUAAACACAGAUUUGUUUGACUAUUAAACAUCACUGAUUUGGAAAUACGACGAGCAUCUGCCAUAAAUAUGUUGAUUUUUUGCUAUGACAACAUCACGUCUCAACCUAAUAAUUUCAAUCAACUGAUUGAUUUAAAUAAAUAUAAAGAUUAGCGAAACCUACCGCUUUUGUGGACGAUUAUCAAUAACAAUCUUCCUAACUGCUUCGUACUGCUGUUCUUUCAACUUUAAUAAUGUCUUUUCUCCCAAUUUUCAAAGCGAAACCAACGCUUCAUGGAGCGCUUGUGUAUUUUUAUUCAUAUUUACUAUAAUAAACCAUAUAUUUCGUUGUGGCCAAUCAGAUGCCAGUUUGAUAUGGAUUUGGCCAGAGCCCCUCGUCGCGCUCGGUCGAACCCAUAGAUAUAGGAGAUCUAGAUUGCUAACGCAUACCUAGCGCAGGCGGGGCCUACAUGAUAAAUCCAAGAUGGCGGUACAAGAGAGCAAAAAGACUAUAGAUUCUAUUACGAAAAUCAAGAUUUUUGCAUUUUUUGCCGUCGCAUUGUUGUGAAACUUAUUCGGUCAAAUUUUAUGGUAAUGAGAAACUUACCGCGAAGAUUUUGAGCAUAUUUAUGAUUGAAUUGGAUGAAAACUCGCAAAAUUAUCCAGCGAUAAAAGUUCGUGUAUAGUACUGAUAUAGUACUAUAUAUGUAACUUGUACAGUUUCGCUUUAAUUUUUGCUCACUAUUUGCAUAGAAAGCAAAUUAUAACAGACCAUAGAUGAUAGACCCUUAUCCAGUGCUCUCAUCAGUUUACUUCUCUAACAAGCAAGGAGGGGGGGCGGGGGGGGGGGUACAUAACAGUUCAUUUUUCAUAAUUAUGAGGACAGAGCAGAUGAUGAUGAAAGAUGCAAGUAUAAAACACCAUUCACAAGACUAGAUGUUAACAUAGCACAGUAUUUCUGGCAAUAAAACGCUCCAACUGACCAACUGACAAUUUCACACGAACUUUUAUCGCUGGAUAAUUUUGCGAGUUUUCAUCCAAUUCAAUCAUAUAUAUGCUCUAAAUCUUCGCGGUACGUUUCUCUUUACCAUAAAAUUUGACCGAAUAAGUUUCAAAACAAUGCGACGGCAAAAAAUGCAAAAAUCUUGAUUUUCGUAAUAGAAUCUAUAGUCUUUUUGCCCUCUUGUACCGCCAUCUUGGAUUUAUCAUGUAGGCCCCGCCUGCGCUAGGUAUGCGUUAGCAAUCUAGUCUCCUAUAUCUAUGGUCGAACCCGCGUAAGAAGGGCUCUGGGUACGAGAAUGGUUCAAAGUAAUAUUUUUGUGUUAAAGGUGAAUAACAUGCAGUCGGUACUGCUCUUUGAAGAAGUGUGUUUACAUUUUUCUGUCGACGAUCUUGUUUUUAUGGGCGGAAUUUGUUUUAAAUCCGAUGAUGCAUGGUUACAACUAACAGCUAACGAGCGUUCCUCUCUUCUCUGCUUCUGAGACUCACCAAAACAAACAGAAGUGGAACAUGCCACCCAGUAAUUCCGCCCGAGUUCCGGUGGGAAAGGAAACAUUUAUUAUGUACUAUUUAAAAAACGAGCAGGAGUGUUUUAUUAGGUUUAAAGCCAGGAGCGCGCAGCGCGAGUGGCUUUAGACCUAAUAAAACACGACCUGCGAGUUUUUUAAAUGGCUUCAAAAACGUUUGCAUAAUAAGUCAAAUCUUUAUAUAAAAAUGUUUAUAUAAAAAUCUUUAUAUAGUUUGCAUAACAAUGGUCUUUUGUUAAAGUGUUUUUUAGCUGGUAUAAAGACGUAUGCACGUGACUAAUUUCUUACUCAAGAUUGGAUAAUUGCUUCAUGAAUUAUUAAUGAGUUUUUGAAUAUUAUUUAAACAUAUUUAUCCACGGUAACCUGUCAGACAUAUGUUUUUCAAAAGCACUAGCAAAGUCUGAAGUCCAUCAAUCGUGGGUGCAUGACUAUGGUUCACCGUUCAUCAUGGGUGGCCAUCCUCACUGCUGGUCAUCCUGUCAUGAAUAGCGAACACUGAUUGGUCAAAUUUGCAUUAUAACGACAGCGAAAUAUUGAAGUAAACAAACAUUUCUUGCAAAUAUAUUUCCUUUUUUGCAAGAUUUGGUAAAAGUGUUUUUGUUUUAAUAUUACCUAGGACAACAAACUGGAAAACUUUGAAAUAACUCCACUUCAACAAAAGAUACUCUUUGAAAUUACUUACAAAGCAAUGGAGGAGGAUGUACAGAAAAUCGUGAACGAGAAAGAUGUCGUAGAACUUUACGGCAAAACCGAUUGGAACAAACUACAUCCUGCCAUUAAGGAAGUAGUUAUUGACUUACAAUUUCGUGGAGAUUACACGCCAGCAGCACGCGAGAUAAUACAAGAGGCAGUCGCUACUAAUUACUUUUUACUAUUCUACGACCUUAUGAAAGACCGAAAGAAUUGGAAGAACGUUCCGAAAGAUAGGUUUCAGAGACGUGAAAUAUAUCUACUAUAUUGGCAGUAA